This is a messenger RNA of Porites lobata, 18725 nucleotides long. NCBI's taxonomy places the organism in Eukaryota, Metazoa, Cnidaria, Anthozoa, Scleractinia, Poritidae. The record is from the annotation of a GenBank genome assembly.
AUCCGGGACCCUCCUGAGUAGGCACUCCUAUUCCUCCUUGGCGUCACCUUUGGUGAAGUUCUCAGAUUUUCAGGUUGGCGUUUGCGUGAUUUUAAUGAUUUUGAUCCUCGAUCAGCUGAUUUUUAACAAAGAUACAAAUGUCAAAGAAACAGGUAAACACAGAUGCAGUACUGUAUGCUCUAUGAUUCUAUAUACAGGGAAAUCUUAUGGAUGUUAUGAAUGAAGGCACACAAUUUAUGCUUGUAAUUUACACAAUUGUUUAACUACGUAGCUGCAUGGUAGCUGUUGUAAGGGUAGGUAAGCAGAAGCCCAUCGGAAAACACUUAGCUUUAUCUAGAUUUUCUUUGUUAUCGGGAUAACCGAACGGUUACGAACUCAAAGUAAGCUUUAAUACAUGUAACUUGAUUUUCUUCGUUGCUAUGAAUUUGAUCACUGUUCUGCAACUGUACAUUUCCUUCGCCGAACGCCGAUCGGCCGUCGAGCACCCGCACCCUGUAGUUGCUGACCCUGUAGUUUGGCAUUCGGCGGCCUAGUCUGAAACGGCAAGUCAUUUGUACUGCAGUACCGUUCAAAGAAAGUUGACACUCAAUUCUCGAUCCUCGCGAGAAUCGAAUCGAGAAUCGAGACUGUAUUCUCGAUUGUUAUGUCUCAAUACUCGAUUCCUGCAGGACGCAUCAAACCGGAAUGGACUUUGUUUAGGUUUGAGAAAUUCGCUCUCUGCUCUCGACACUUGAUUGCGGCGAGAGUCUACAACCAUUGGGCAAGUUUUGAAUAAUCUUCUUACUUCUCUUAUGUCGGAAAAAACUUUCCACUGCAUAAAGUAACAAACUCUGGUGAACUUUUGAGUCCUGCGAGAGACGCCUCAAUUAACUAUGCAAAUUCAAGAUACAGUAGUGAAGUGACAGAAAUCUGCAUAUUUUGUUCGAACGGCUCUGGGUAAUACUUUUGUGCUGAAACCUUGAAAAUGUUCGAACAGCAUUUUGCAUCAUAAAAAUAGCAGGAGUUGUCAUUUCACUAGUUGAACGUAAACAGCAAUUCAUGACUGUUUAUCUAACGUGGAAUGCAAAAUUAAAGGAAGCUUGAAUAGAGUACUAAAGUGAUGACGUCAUAAAAAUGAAAUUUCUGAAAUUAUGGGAUUUGUUAGGAUAUUUUGAAAGAACAAUGUCCAAGAGGCCUACUUGCCAAAAAAUGAGCAUUUCGCGGCUAAUUGUCUCUGAGAUCGUAGCCCAGUUAUACUCAGAAAACUCCAUACAAACCCUUCUAAUUUUUUUUGGGUCGACCCCAAAAAAAUUUCGGUUCAAAAUGUAAAUGCAACUGUCUGGCCCAGGUAGAAAUUUUCCAGUCAAAGUGGUCCACCUCCAGAGGUGGGUUUUUUACUAUUUACAUGGGCAAACUGGUCGCUCCACUGUUUAGACAAAUGGUACGCAGAAUUCAGGACUGGUAAAUUUCAUCCCGGAAUCACAUUUACCAUUUGUACAAAUCAGUUCCAUUUACCAAAAAACGGCCGCAAAUUGCCUGAACCAGUAUCAAAGAUGGCUUUGAAGAAAUGGAACAGGAAUUUCCAUUUGGAAUAUUCCGUCCGGAAGAACAGGACUGUACCUUUUCAGAUGUUCCAUUGCUCCUAGAAAUCUUCCUGUGGAAUGACCCAAAAAGUUGUGUUCUGUUUACUUUCCAUGUCUGACUGGAUUUUCGGGAAUAUAAAUUUGGUAAAUGGUAAACAACUGUGGUCCUCUUUGACCAGACGGUCUUGUCCGACCGAAACUUGCCAUUCCAUUUUCAAAAAUUCUCGUUUCUAGCCCUUCUUUGCUAAGCAGUAGUCAAAAUGUUUGUGGAAAUGUAAAUGGAUUGCUUGAUUCGAUUGCAAACUUUGUUUCAACUGAAAAAUGUCAUUCCAUUUUCUCUUGAUAAUUCCACUGGUUUCUAAUUGGUUAGUUUGGCAAAAUGGAAAGCAUCCAAAGUCUCCAAUUAUUGCUUCUCGCAUGUUCUCAUUGUUUUGUUCUUUGGCUUGUCUUUUGAAUUGUACUUGCCAAUUUCUUUGGAUUGCCUGAUUAUGCAUGUCCAUGGGCAUUAUCGCAGUUGAUUUUUUUGUUCAUUGGUGCCUAUUUAUCACUGGAAGUUUCAUUUGUAAUUAUAUCUUGACCUGAAUUGCUUUUUUGUGAUAGCGUGACCUCAGUUUGAUAUUUCAUCCUCUGCUUUUUAAAUUUAUGAGACCUUAUUGCUUACCUAAAAGUUUCAAUAAUUUAUUUGCACAUACAUGUAAAGCUUAAGAAAACUUAAAGAAACCUCAAAGAGCUUUGAAAACAAUAGAUGUAGUCUUGUGCAAUACAAACUGCUUUUAAGAUUUAACAUGUAUCACGCAAUUUCUCAUCAAGGUUGUGGCAGUCACGUUCUAGGCAACAAAAAAGUUAAUGCGUAUCAUGUUUUACCGCAUGAGAAGAGUCUGAUAGAAAAAAAAGCCGAAUUCUAAAAGAUGAACUUAACUUAAAAGAAAGUACCAUUUUUCCUUGUGGAAUUAAGACCAUUGUUUCUGGAAAGUUUUCAACGAUCACGUAUGCAAUUUCAGAGCCACAGGCUAGUCAAGUUACAGACAUUCAUGUAUUUUAUCAUGGCCCAGUGGCCAGGUAAGCCCAGAAUCGUUUGUUUGCAUUUGGAGGAGGCUCUUGAAACUGUAUUUGAGGACAUGAAGCUUGAUACGUACAAGAAGAGAAAUUUGCUUUACUAUGGUCUUGUUUCAAUUCUAGUCGCUCACACGAAUAAACCAUGCGGUGUUGUGUUAUGUCUAUUUGAAAUUAUCAAGAAAUCCUGAAGUCAUGGGUCAAACUUUUGUUUUCUGUCUCAUGAGACUUGAUCCUCAACUCGAUUCUCAAUUUGUACAGAAAUCAAGAAUCGAGAAUCAAGCAAGAAUUGAGACUCACAACAGACUGUCAACUUACUUUUGAGUGGUACUGUCAAGUGUUGACAGGCCAAACGCAACUCAUAUGAAGCUCGUGAUAGUGUGAAAUGUGACCUUAGCUUAGCCUUGAAUAACAGAGGUUUUCCUCUUUUCUUUCUGGUGCAUAUAUUAUGCAGUGCAUGGAGUAUCAUAAACGUUGACUGAACAAAUCUUAUUUUGCCAUUUAGAGGUCAUAAAGCUGAUCUGUUUCAUGCCCAUUCGAGAGUAAUAACACCGUAAAUAUUAGCGGAGCUCUCGUGCGCGCGCAGCGGAGCACCAUGGGUAAGAAAAUUUGGUAAACUAUCCAUCAGAGAAAAUUUGGUUAUGAUGUAGAGUAUGCCCGCCCGCCCACCCACCCGUACACACACCUCAUGUAAGCCGAUGUCAAAUGUCACAAUAGAUCUUGCACAACUUGACUAGCCUCUUAAUUAUGUAAGCCAUCCGUUUGAGUACGAUUAGAUUGACAGCUGUCAAAAUCAGACAUCCGCUGACAAAUAUCACAUGACCAUCUCGCGGGCUCAGAUGAUAGACCAGUCGUUUUGCCCCAACAUAUAAGCUGAUAUAGUAUGUCACACUUACCAAUUCAGCAUAAAAACGAAACUACGCUGGGCAAGGCUCUCAGUUGGCGGACAGUCGUUAUAUUGGCAAGCCAAAUUAAAAUCAGUUGACAGCUGUCAAAAUGGGACAUGUGCAGACCACUAUCAAAAAACUAAUAACGUGGGCUCAGGUUCGCUCAGGCACACGAUCUGGCAUUUUCCAAUACAUGCCGGACGGAUAUGUCUUACUCACACUCGUAGUCUGUUAAUUCGAAUAUUCGCCAUUCUAAUGAAGGUUAAUUGACAGCUGUCAAACUAGAGUAUACGCUGACCACCAUUACCUGAGUGUAUCGCGGGCUCAUUUUUCUAUCCAUUGAGGUCACGUAGUGUUUAAAGUUUUGCGCUGAUAUUUUAUUUGAUCACAGGCUCAAUUCGAAGCCCCAUAGCUUAGAAAAUCUAUCCUUCCUAGAAAAUUCGGCAAUCAUGUGACCGUACACCGACCACCCAACCUUUUGUCCGUCCGCCCCACAGGCAUACCAAUGUUUAAUCUCACACUUUCUAGCUAGUUUGGGAGCCUGCAACCUGAUAUUGUACAUCCAUGUUUUGAUUAAUUGACAGCUGUCAAAAUAGUGUUUCUGCUGACUAGUAUCGCCUGACCAUAUCGUGGGCUCAGGUAUCGACCCACUGAGUUCGAGUGUUUUUUUUUAGGUUUCCUCUGACAAGUUGCUACUUUUCAAAUGAUCGCAGGCUCAAGUUCAAUUUUUUUUAAAAUGCAUAUGAAAUAAGUCGUGUUCAUGAGCCGCACUUUUAAAAUGUUGAUUUCGAACUGACCUCGGACGCGAAAAUUCAACCGUCUUUUACAUUUACAUGCAGGGAAGGCAAUUUCUUACUGUCACGCAUUGAGCACGCUCUACGUCCAAUUUUUAUGUUCUGAUUGGUCAAAAAAUGACAGGUGAGUUCAUGCAGAAAAUUUAUGCAGCGUCUGGUAACUUGCUUACUGAUAGCUGGAGCUGACAGAGUGUUGUGUCAUCUUGUGAUGUUUUAAACUGUCUUUUUCUACUUGGUGUACAAAAUGAAAUACAGCUGCUAUCAAGAUUGUUCUGUAAUUCAUGGCUGGUUUGUUUAUUGCGCUUUUUGUUGACAAAUGCACUGCUUGUCAAAGUCAUAAGAUUUCGGAUGCAUCGUUUUCAAAAACGAGCUUACUCACUUGCCUUUGCUUGAGGCAUAAGAGGGUUGAAAAGUCUCAAGCGAUUCUGGGACGUUUUUUUCAAAUAUUUUGCGUUGUUUGAGCUAUUUAACUUUUAACAUUGAACAUUUCCUCAGAAAAUCCGGUAUGCCAUUGUAAUAUAAGCAAUUAUGUGAUCGGUGAGAAGUAAACCAAUCAGGUACAAGUGUUACAAUUUCAACAACAUCUUUUUCGCAUGUUUUUUGCACCAAUGACGUCAUGUUUUGUGCAUUAUUACGUCAUCUAUUAUCCCUUCCUUGUCAAUUCUCAAUAUUUGAAGAUGUCAGGGGUUGACAGCCCUGUUUUUGUUGACAAAUGCACCGCUUGUCAAAGUCAUUGGAAAUCCGAUUUCGGAUGGCGUCAUUUUCAAAAAUGAGCUUACUCACUUGCCCUGCUUGAGGUGUAAGAGGGUUGAAAAGUCUCAAGUGAUUCUGGAACACUUGAUGACCUUCAGAAGCAGCAUCUCGACUGGUAAGCCUGAGCAAUUAUUGUCUCUGAUGUGUGUUUUUUUUUCGGUUUCCUGAAGGCAAGUGUAUGGUUUAUGCGGCUUAAGUUUAUACACGAGCAAUGAUCUAACCUACAAUAGUAUCAGGAGUUAAAAAGCCUUUAGACAUUUUUUGACCGCAAAUUCAAAGAAAAGGUUCCGAAGAUUAUUUAGUUAUGAUUUUGGCUGUAAACAGAAAGGUCUGAGCGAUUUUCUUGCCUCGAGUUCAUCUUGAAAAAGAGCAAACACCGGGAAGCCCGCAAUAAGCUUAUGCUUACCUGACUCAUGAUUUUCAGAGACACUUUACUCUCAAUACUUCUCUUCGUGAAUGAAAAUUAUUGUCUCUGUACAUGUUUCACCAAAUUAUAUUUAUUUUAUUGAUUGGUUGUAGUCCCUCUUGCAAUUUUAUCGCUGCACCGGUUGUUUCCAGUUGAACAUAUACAUCGCAUGCAGGAAUACUCAAAACGCCGCGCGUAAAUAUCACUCGCUUUUAAAGAUUACACAACAAAACCAUACACAGUUUAAUAAAUAAACGGAAAUAAAACCUAAACAUAACAAUUUCUCUAUCAUGUUGAAGCGUAAAUGGUAACUCUAUUAAUCGCACUGCAAAUUUGGUGCCUGUCAAAAGUGAGAACCCGUCCGGCUGGCCGAAAAGGUGAUUUUGGGAAUUUUUUUUAUCGUUUUCAUUAAAAGCCCAUAAUUAUUACCCUGCAUAUCUUAUAGGACCAGAUUUUUCUAACUGAAAAGUCCCGGCAUUAUAGAAUUCUCUUCAUGAAAACCUUUUAUAAUUCAAUGCUAUAAUUUGUUGUGCAAAGGAAGCGCGUGCUUUGAUCGUCGUGGGAUAUUGAAUGAGUGCAAAUUCUCUCGCAAAUUUUUGAAAAACUGCAGAAUUAUAGGUUUAAAUAGGGCAAAAAAGAACAAAUUCUGUCCAAGGUCUGUAUGAUAAAAAAGGGCCUCAUAGUACUGUUUACCUGAGACGUGAUGAGAAAAAGUAUGUUUAAAAGGCUGGUUUACACGCCACCAGAUUCGUUGCCAAGAUUUACUAGUAACCUAAACUUGCCGAACACAAAAAAUCCGGCCUGCUUUUUAUUUUUGCCUCUCUUUUAGACAGAGGAAUGUAUACCUGCCAACUCUCACGCCUGCGGGUUGAAAACUUCGAUCUCACGCCUGCGGGCCAAUUUCUCACGCCUGAUUGAAAAAUGUGAGUUGUUGCCGUCCUGCUUGAAACAAUUUCCAAAAAUAUGUUAACUCAGACCCAUGUAAGGAACGAAAACCAUGUGUAAAAUGAAUAAAUGGCAAUACCUUCCUCGCGAUCUCUGAUUUUUGAAGUGAAAAGCACUGGGAGCGAGCUCGCCUUUGGCAGACUUCGGCAGACUUCGGACGUCUUCGAAAGACUUCGGACUUCUUCAGGAAUCUUCGGAAAUGAUCGAGUCGUUUUCAAAAAUCCCAGCACUCCCAGGAUAAAAAUCUCACGCUUAUAUCUCAGAAAAAGUUGGCAGGUAUAGGAAUGCAACGUGUAAAUUGGCUGCCACCAAGGACUAUCGUGGCGCGUGUGUUUCUAUUAUCCAUAGUCUCUCUAACGGAGCAAUGUUGGAGAGACAGGUGAAUGCCACAUUAUGAUGCAACAGCUAAUGCAAAUACAAUACAUGAAUAGGUCUAUUUGUUUUCCAGGCCUAAUCUACUGUGAUCGAACAUGAUUGCUAUUUUUGGGUGUACAAAUAAGACUAUUUAAUAAUUCGAUGUAAAAUUUGUUUCACUCUUGGACUGUCAAAUUAUUUUUCUCUAAAAUCACUUAGCCUUUGCCUCAAAAGUCAAAUGAAUGUGCCCUGAUCUGUGGAUUACAAGUUUAUUGUUUGAUUUACUAACGAGAGCUUCGCUUUUAGCCGUGGCUAAAUCUAUAUAUUAUGUUAUGCAGUCAGAAAUGUCAUCCAUCUCUUCGCCCCACCCUCCAACAGGCGGCGGAUGUUGAAUGUUUCUGUCAGUGUUUUCUGACAGGAAUUGAUCACAGAUGCAGUUUACCACUGAUUUUCGGCUAAAGAACCUUUUAAUAAAGAUUUUAGUUCCUUUGGUAAUUUCUACGAAAUGCCUGAAUCUGAAUAGUGUUGUUUGCAGGCUGGUAAUUUUCUCACUUAAGUGAUCUUAACAUUGGAAUUGUACCUUAAACUGAAGCUACACCAAGUAUGGGGUCAGUGAAAUCAUUGUUUACUGGGGUGCUGAUACAGUCCAUUUUAUUUUUCGUGGGAUAAGCAAGUCUUUGGACGUGAGGGUGUGUCCUGUAGUUCCUCUGCUUGUAUUUACUUUUGGUUGAGCUUAAACAGUCUUUAUGACUCUACAUGACAUGUACUGGUUAAGUGGCACUUUGUGUUAUAAGCAAGACUGCAGUUUUGGAACACUAACAGCCAAGCACAUUAGUUCUAAAUGUGAUUUGUUCCAGUUUAACUGCAAAAAAAGCAUGAACUGCAAGAACACUCACAUGAUCACUCAUGGCCGCCAACUUGAUAUUUAUGCAUAAUUUCAUAAAUUAAUUAUUUGUGACGACACAGGACAACAUUAUAACUCUGGGAAUUCAGACGUCUCUGCCCCUCACCACCCACUCUGUCUCGAAGAGACGGAUGACAUUGCCGACUAUUUCUACCCCUGUUGACCACUGUUCAAAUGACAAGAAUCUUGCAUUCCAAGUGUUUUUUUGAGGUCAUCAGUGACAGAGUAUCUUUGCAGUAGCCUACACCACAGAUGGAACUAAACUACUGGUUAAGUCCAUCUGUGAAACAGCAUGAUUCAAAAUUUUUGUUCUGGGCCCCCACCUGUGUACCAGGAUUUGAGUAUGCGCCAUGAUUGGCCUGCUAAAAAAGCCACUGUCAAUUUACUAAUCAGGUUGAAGGGAAUUCAAAAUGCAUUUCUGGUAUUUUGUGGAAUCCGUUGGAGGCCUAGAACAAUAAUAUCAGCACUACUGCUUCGCAGGCAUUACUAAGCGGGGAUUAGAUUAUGUCUGCGACUAUCUUCGGUUAUCUUCGCGGCAUUUCUUCAAAGAUUUUCCGAGAAGCAAGCUUCCUUUGGCUUAGGCUCAGUCCUGUGGGUGCAUCAAGACACCCAUGUAGCUGGAGACCGAGCCUAUUCAGAGCUGUGAAAAUUUCAAUUUCUACAUGAAAGCAUUAUUUUUGCAUAGCGAUAUUGGACCCCCCUUAAAAAGUGUCAGUAUUUCGCCUCCUUGCAGACUCAACUGAGCUAGCACAUGCACUAUUACACAUUGUCAAGAAUGCAACUAGCUUCUUUUUGAAAACUUUGGGUUGGUUUGAUGAUUACUGUAACGCUACUCUCGAGAUACAACUCUCUAACAAGCAAAUUAAAUUCAACUUGUUUGAAAGCUCCUUACUGUUGCAUUGUCAAAUUCUCUUAAAAACAGAAUUCACCUACUUGUUUUAAAGAUAAAUUACUUUCCAUACUUGUAAAAACAUCAUAUAUAAUUUUAUGCAAGCUUUUUUAACAGUAUUGCAUUGAAUAUUAAGGCAAGUCAUAAAUGUAGAUGUAUUUCUUUUAAAAAUAUGUUUUCGGAACAUACCUACAUCACCUUUAUUUUAGCCUUGGAUUUACAGAUUGACAGAAAUGAGAGAAAAAAUAAUAGUGAUACAAAGAAAGAAGGGAGAAAAAAAGAAAUAAAAAAAUACCGGUAAGAGGAAAUACAAAAAUAUAUGAGAAAGGAAAUUAACUGCUCGUGACAUGUAUAAUUUAUUAUUAUUUUGCUGAAAUGAAAUUUGAUGCUUUUUGAGUUUAAACUUAAUUGUUAAAGAAUGCUAGACCUCAGGUCCUCAGGGAGAACCUGACAGGCUGUUAUACCUAUUCAUGCUCUUUUGUUUUCUGUACAUUGUAAGUAAAACAAGGCUUUUUGUUUAACAGGAAGGGAUGGAUUCCGGGUAUCUAGAUGAGAGCAAUGCACACUCAAGCAAUGAUUUCCCAGAUGAAGAAGAAAAGCAGAAGAGUUCAAGGUAAAGCAAAAAGUCUAUUCCAUUAUUUUCCAAUUGUUCAUGUUUUCCGUAAAACAAUAAUUGUUUUAAGGAAAACAUGAAUAAUUGGAAAAUAAUGAAUAUUUAAUAAUAUUUUUCUUGCAGAGCCUUAAUUUUUCAAAUAUACAUGUAUUAGAGAUGGAACAGUAACAGAAAUAGGAAAAUUAGCAGCAGUAGUAAAUAAAUUGAUUAAUUGGCAUUUCAUUUUUUAUCAGUAUGCAUGUACUAUCGUACCCUGUAAAUAUGACCACCACUGGGCCAUAAAAUCCUGGUGGUAAUAACAAGGUGGUCGUAUUAACGGGGUCUUCAAAAUAAUAAGAUGACUUAGUGUUUGUUAGUUUUGGGUCGAAAGAAUAUGGUUGUAAUAACAAGGUGGUGGUAUAAAUGAGGUGGUCGUAAGGCAGGGUUCCACUGUACAUAGUUUUUUAGUGGGGUGUCAUGUUUCUUGCAGUAUUCCUACAGUGUAAUAGCUAAUUAAGCAGCAUCUGAGGUUCCUGGCCUUAAACAACAGCUUUGGCCUGAAUCUAUACAAGUUUCAUGCCUUAAAGUUUGAAAGGCUCUGUGCCCUUUUGUUACGCGGGUAAUCUUUUAGAAGACGGGUAGCUUGCAAACCAAACUGAACGCAGGGUUGUUGGAACAGCAACAAGAAGAUUUAUUCCAAAAGUGAACGUAGUUUCCACGAAGUAAAACUCCACAACAGCACGUAACUCGAUAAACUUACACGGCCUCCGCCAACUUGAAUAAACUCUGCCUUCGUCACACUUGACUAAACACGACCAACGUCAAACUCUCUUCGCUUGUGAAAACUAGUUAAAACUUAACUCGGGCUCGCCUACUUAUAUACUUUUACAAUAAUAUUCUAGAACUUUCCAAAUAGUCUAAUUAUAGAAAGAUUACAAAAUAUACCGCUUUUAGAAACGCUUACAUAAGAUCCUAAAAUAAACAAACUAUGAACUCUCGCGAAGCUUCUCGAAAGUCACGCCAGUCACGCAAUACAAUUUUUCGUAACAUAACCCCCUUUCAGAAGAAAUUUCCUAAAUUUCCAAUACAAGAGAAAAAUUGUAAGCUAAUAUACAACAGGGGUAGUCCAGUGUCUCUCAGGUUAUUCUUCUUUAGUGGUACAGCCUCGGGGUAGCGAGUCGGAAAAUCUACAAGCGUCAAUAUGUAUCUGUGUCCUUCUUCACUCGGGGGACUAAUAGGACCAACAAGAUCUAUUGCUACUCUCUUAAAGGGCUUGUCAAUCAGCGGCAUCUUCUCUAACGGUACUUUCGGCACUGGUCCCUUACUUACGGUCUUCUGACAAACGUCGCAGGACUUGCAAAAUCGAGUCACGUCACCUUGAAUUCCAGGCCAAUAAAACGCACUCUGGAUCUUGUCUGUUGUUUUCUUGAUGCCCAUGUGACCGCCCAUGAUUGAUCUGUGCACUACUUCCAUUAUGGGGCGCCUCAACUUUUCAGGUACCAUGACUUGUUUAAGCGGUUUACCACCAUUCACAUAAGGGUGCUUGCACAGACGGUACAGUACUCCGCAUUUUUCUUCGAAUGAAAUUUCUGCCUGACCCUUUACUAGCACAUCGUCUCGAUCCCAGUACUUGUGCAGACUCUCAUCUUCACGCUGCAUCUGCUUGAGCUUCUCUCUAUCCACAAUAGGGCUCUCACGGCUACUUGGCACUUUCAAGGCUGGGCGUUCAUCCUUUUUCUUAGCUUGACUUCUUGUAGUCACUGCACAGGCCUCUUGCCAACUGGGGUAUGGAUUUUGUACGUCCCUGGCAUCAGGUACGUUGCCAAUAAUAAGGUCGUAGAUAGGAUCUGAAAGGCACUGCGCUGCUACAUGGCCCUUAAGAUAAGGCGUAUCAACAUAUAUUCUUGCUAUGGGCACCUUCCUGGCAGUGUUGUCAAUAAGCAGCAUAACGUUAAAGUCUCCGGUGAACUGAUCCUCGCCGACAAGAUCCCUCUUUACUACAACUCCGCUGCAACCAGUAUCUCUUAAAACGUCGACAGUCUUCUCUCCAACUCUACCCUUUACAACAGGCAUCUUAGUUCCUACUCCAGUUAAGGGUUCAACACAAGCAUUGCUCAGCAACGGGACUUUCUUGCCACAGGCUAACAGAAGCUGAUCAUUUUCAAUACACGACUUGACUUCCGCUGGAGUAGCGUUAACAUCGGGUGGCUUAACCAAACAGCCAGCACUAACUUGACCACGUUGCACAGGGUUACCAUCUUUAUUUUGACCUCCUGACUUCUGCUUGUUUGAGCGGCAGUUUCUAGCUUCGUGCCCUUGCUUGCCACAUAAGAAGCACUUUCUUGCUAGAGUUGGACAGUUAAUUGCUUUGUGUCCACGGGCAUUACACUUGUAACACUGGAGCGCUGUUGUGUCACUGUUACUCUGAACAGUCUUUAUUUCCUCCGCCUUAGACUGUAUUUGCGGCUUCUUGUUCGUAGAGCUAGACAGGUGCUUUCCAUGCGCUUCCAAAUAUUGAUCGGCGAUCUUCGCUAUCUGAACAAGCGUUUCCGGGGCUCUUUCUCGUAGGUGGACAGCUAACUCCUUCGGACAAGAUUCAAUAAACUGCUCUUUCACAAUUAAAUCUUUCAGGCCUUCAAAAGAACGAUCGGUUUUUGACAGCUGUGACCAACGCAACAAGUAUCUAUCCAGUCUCACUAUAAACUGUUCAGGACUCUCGUCAACUUCCGGCUUUGAUGCUCUAAAUUUACGACGAUAACUAUCCUCCGUAAGGUCAUAUCUCUUCAUCAAAGCUAACUUCACUCGCUCAUAAUCUUGAGCUGCUUCCUCAGAUAAUCGCGAAUAAACUUCAAGCGCACGACCAGACAAAAGAGCACUAAGUUUCGAAGCCCAUCCUGUCUUCUCCCAUUUAGCUGUCGCUGCAAAUCUCUCAAAACUUUGUAGAUAAGCGUCCAAGUCGUCCUUGCCAUCAACAAAUGAGGGAAGCUUGGGUGCCUUCGCCCUAUCCUCUCUCACUUCGGGACGUCCAUCAGCACUUGCUGCAGCCAAAGGUGCAAUUUCCAACUCGUGUUCCCUCUUUGCCGCUUCAAUAGCCUCUUUCUGUUUCAACAGCUCGGCUUCCAUCUCUAAUUAUCUUAGUUCACGUUCUUGCCGCCUGGUUUCUCUUUCUUCAUCCUCGCUUCUACGCCUUUCCUCUUUCUCUUCUUCUUCCUUUCUUCUGUCUUCUUCAAGUAUUCGACGUCUCUCUUCCUUUUCUUCUUCUAACUGCCUACGCUUUUCUUCUCUUUGCUCUUCCAAUUGUCUACGUUUUUCUUCUUUUUCUUCCUCCUCCCUCCUUCUUUCUUCUUCUAACUUUUGUUGCUCCCGCACAAACUCAAGCAGUUUUUCUCCCUCCAAUCCGAAUUCCUUCCCUAUCUGCAAAAGCUUUUCCAUUUCCACAGCAGUAGUUCACAGCAAACACACUCGAUAUACUUCCUCGUAUCAGUUCUUCUUACUUCCACUGUAUACUCCUUUUUCUUGAACUGUCCUUUCCUGGUUACUGUAGUCGGCAAACAGUUGAAUUCCUCUCCCGGACAGGCCCCCAAUGUUACGCGGGUAAUCUUUUAGAGGACGGGUAGCUUGCAAACCAAACUGAACGCAGGGUUGUUGGAACAGCAACAAGAGGAUUUAUUCCAAAGUGAACGUAGUUUCCACGAAGUAAAACUCCACAACAGCACGUAACUCGAUAAACUUAUACGGCCUCCGCCAACUUGAAUAAACUUGAUAAACUUACACGGCCUCCGCCAACUUGAAUAAACUCUGCCUUCGUCACACUUGACUAAACACGACCAACGUCAAACUCUCUCCGCUUGUGAAAACUAGUUAAAACUUAACUCGGGCUCGCCUACUUAUAUACUUUUACAAUAAGAUUCUAGAACUUUCCAAAUAGUCUAAUUAUAGAAAGAUUACAAAAUAUACCGCUUUUAAAAACGCUUACAUAAGAUCCUAAAAUAAACAAGCUAUGAACUCUCGCGAAGCUUCUGGAAAGUCACGCUAGUCACGCAAUACAAUUUUUCGUAACACCUUUGAUUUUUUGGGGUCGUCUUGGAAAUGCUUCCACUGCAUUGCUUCUAUUAAUUCCACAUGUAUCUUAGAAUAGCUGCUCGAUUUCCUGGCUUAGUUAAAGCACAGGCAGCCCAGACGUAGUGUGUGUCAAUAAGAAAACUUCAUAGAUCACCAACAGAGGAUCGAUCAGAACAUUGAUAUUUCAAAAAAAAUAAUCUUCAUCGUUAUGUCUUUGUGUACAUGUUUGUAUUUAUUUAAUAAAUUAGACAAUAAUAGUUUUUAUAGAUUUGGAGACACGUUUUACAAUCAUGUUUUUAAUGUGAAUAAAGAGAUGGUUGUUUUGGUGGUGGUGGUGGUGGUUGUACAGUCUUUAAUUUUAACUCAUACACUUUAGAAUUCUUCGAGCUUAAAAAGAAUAAUAUCUCCUUAGAACUCAUGCUCUCAAACGGAGACGAAAUGGAAUGGUUUAGCUAAGGCUAUGUUUAUACUAUGCCUGAUAACUUUUCUUGGCAGCUAAACCCGGGUGAUGGAGUUCAUUUUAUUUUUCAUUUGUGUUUGCUCAGGGCUGGAUAAUUAUUAGCCUGUGAGAAAGCUCUCCAUUUGGGGGAUAUUGUGAAAAGUAAACGCGCGAGCCGCACGCGACAGCGAAGGGCGGGCGAAGAAAGGAGAGCUUGCAAAGAUCUUUGAUGAAUUUUCAUUUCUACCCCGGAAACCACAGGAAAGCGAAAAACUGUCACCGGAAACAAGAAAUGUGUCAGCCUUUUUUCAGUUCUUACAAAAAACGCGGUCAGAUUUAGUAUCAUAAUAUGUUUUCCUGGAAACCCCUUGCUGGUUUUUUUUAUUCCGCGUGCUUGAGAUCCAAACUGAACCGUAGAAAAAAACACGCAGUCCACAGUUAUCUUUCACAGAGGGAGAGAACGGUCUUCUUCCUCGGAAAAUGGAGUGAUCUUCAUGUUUUCCAUAAGCAUCAUGUUUUUAACUUAUUCGACAAGGAAUGUCAUCAAUCAAAUUUAAUUGACGGUGCGUCAUUUUUUUUAGCCAAGUGUAUUUCGUUUUGUCUAGGCGAAGCAGAAGUGAAAAUUUAUAAGGGAUCGCGGCAAGCUCUCCUUUUCCUCCGCUCGCUCGCGCGUUCCCGCGCAGUUCGUUUCGCUCGCCCAAUUAGAGAGCUUGCUUGUAGGCUAGACAAUUAUUUGUUGUGGUAACUCUACCUGAAGGCUAGGACUUCUGCUAAACAAACAAAAGGGAAUACAUAAUUUAUGACCUUAAAAUGGUUAAUAAACUAUGUAGUUAAGGAUCUGUGGAUCCAUUCAUUCAUUCAUUCAUUCAUUCAUUUUUAUUUGCCAUUAUUAUAUACAAAAAUUUUACAAUUUAAGGUUGGAAUAAUGAGAUAAAAAAAGUAAAUGGCGAGGAGACCUGAAAGAAACCACGAGGCUUAUAAUGAGUCAGGUCUCCUCAACUUAGGAUAAACUAGUCUUGAUAAUAUAAUUACAAUAUGGGCUUAUGAUGGCUAACUUUGACCGCGAACUCACACACACAUACACUCACACACACAAACACGCAUGUUAAAUUAAUUAAUCUAAUAAUCUACUUAGUGCCAAAAUGAAGCUAAUACGUACUGAGAAGGAAUUCUUUAAGCUUUCUUUUAAUCCAAGGCUUAACUUCUUGAAUUUACUUUUCAACCAAAACCAAUCAUGAGUGAUUGACAACCGCCUGUUAAUGUAAGGUUGCACAAUCAUUUUUCAGUUUCAAGGUUGGGUACACUUUGGUAGCCUUUGCUGUUGUGGAGUGCUGCCCAUUGAAGCGUUUAAGACAAGGAUGGAUGUUAUUACCGUCUAUUGAACAAACAGGUUGUUUCUUGGUGUGAACUUGUUUUUUGUUUUUGCUUUUCGAUAGGAGUGUUUUAAAGUCGAAGUUGUACAAGGUAUCCUUCCCUGGCUACAGUAGCAUGAAGACCCAGUCUUGCCAGUCGACAGGACGAGAAACGGUUCGCAACCUCGUAGAGAGGAUAUUCAAGGAGUCCGGCAAUGCACGUAUGAAACCUCCAUUGGAAAAUAUGUUGUUUUAUAAUGCAAAUUAUGAAUAUCUCAAUGUUGGUCUGCCGGUUGGAGUAUUGUCUAGCGAGGAAACCUACAACUGUUCCUUCAAAUCAAAAAAUCUUAAGUGGCAUCCUAGUGACUUGUGUCGCCAGUAUGCUGUGGAAGACUUUAGUAUCGACUGGAACCUGGGCUAUUUCCUUGUAUCAUUUUCCGAGGGACAGAUUGCUUCUGGCAUCACCGAAUUCUCAAAGAUCAUUAGUACCAAGAUGAAGGUUGACUUUUUCAAUGAUGAGACAAUUUUUGAAGCCUUGGUAAGGGAUAGACGAUUCAUAGAGGAAAAGCUACGUUAUUGUAAGGCAACUGAUAUUGAUGAGGUACAAAUCAGUUUAUGUUCUGAAGCAGCUAACAUUCAAGGCAAGUGCAUUAAGAUUUUUUCUGUAAGAGAAAAAGAUACUGCAUUGCCCAAAGAGGUUCCACCACGUCUCCAUCCAGAUCGUUCUGUAACAACUGCUGGUAUAACACCAAGCAAGAUAAAGCAAGAGUCUACUUCAGCUACAUCUUCGUCCACUCUCAGUAGUCUGACACCAGUGGAUUCGAGUACCCCAAGGACAACAGAAACGUCUGCUAAUACGGGGGAGAAAUCUGGCGCGUUGGUUGAGAUUAUGUUCGAUUUUAAUCACAAAGAACUAACCGUCAAAAAUGAAAAAGAACUACACAAGCAGCAUGCGGAGUUUGAAAAGUUCGCUCUAGAUCAGGGCUUCCGGUCCUACAUUUGCGAUAUGGAGGACCUUACUGAAAUAGCUAAGUCGGUUGGUGCCAUUUUUACGUCGGAUACUGCAAAGCAGCGUCAUCUCGCUGGUACCUGUUUCAGAAUAGGUACGGUGUACAUUAUCACUAAUAAGCAUGUAAUAGAUCAAAUUCAGCAGAAAAUUAACAAAGGAGAAGUGGAGGACGUUUUUGUUGAUUUCAACUUCAAGAAAGCGGAUGAAUCGCUUUCAGAGCGAAAAUACAUCGAUCGUCUUGUGUUGCAGUCCCAGGACCUGGACUACGCCAUAUUAAAAAUGAAAGAACCAGAACAGUCCCUCCCGCCGUGUAUUUGUUCACGUGGUGUCAGCAUCAUGAAUCCUGAUAACAGUGACUGGUCGAAGCUGCAUGAAGUGCCUCUGAGACUCAUUGGACAUCCAGAGGGAGAGCCAAAACAGGUCGACCUGAGGUGCACGAUAGAUGCAAGUCCGCAAGACGGUCUGAAGCAUUACGUGUAUACUAUACGAAGGGGAGAAAAAGUAGUAGGUGAAGCAGAGAAGGAGACUCUUAAACUCAAGGACAGGAAAAGAGGAAGAUAUCAGUCCAGCAAUUUUUUUGAAGGAUCAUCGGGGUCUCCGGGGAUCGUACGUCAACAUGGCAGGAAGUGGCUUGUUUUUCUCCACUGUUGUGGAUUUAAAAAUGAAUGGAACAGAUUUUUUAUUGAGCAAGGAGUGCUUUUCACCGAAAUAUACAAAGACGUUGACAAACAAAUUAAAGACGCUCAGCGAAACCCCUUUGUAGCCAAUAAUCCAUUGCAUGAUGUUAAGCUGGAAGACAUUUUUCGUUCAGUCGAUAUAAGUGAGCCAAAGGAGAGUUUCAGCUUUGAAAGUUUUCACGAAAUGCUGAUGUGAUAAACUUAACCAUACUUUUUACCGUAAGUAUUAAUUUAGAACUUUAUUCGAGACUGUUCUAAACCCUCUAAAAAUGAACAGUUAAAGCGCCAUUAAGCAGCUCCCUUCUAAUAAGCAUCCAGUAAUAAAAGUGUCAAAAUUAUUGUAGAAAAGAAUUGUCACGAAUGAAGGUUUCAUUUAAAAUCAAUGAAACCUCUAUUUACGUCCGGGGCCACUUUUUACUGUCACCCCAACAAUAGUUUUGCUAUUGUCGUCAUCUCAGGCGGCCAUCAAGCACGUAGCUUGGCUGUAUUUUAAAAGUCACUUCCUGUGGUGCCUGCUUAAUGGGGUUCAACUGUAAAUGAAUACACGAACUGGAAACGAUAUGCAAUGCGGAGUUCGAAAGCUCCUCCACCGUGGGUUUCUCACCCGCUGUUUGUUAUGUAUCUUCCAGUAAAAGUUGAGAAAUUAAAGGCUGGGGGCAGUUAAGAGUGUAACUUAACUUAUUAUCACGCCUUGCGUAGCAGAUUUUUGACAGCUUUAGCAUCGACGACGGACAACCGUUUUCUUCCAAUUUGGCUCUCUCCCCCGCCCCCCACCUUAAACCUAGCUAAAAUAGACGUUGGAAUGCAAUUGCGAUAUUUCCCAAUGGUUGAUUAGCCUACUAAGCUGACUCUUAAGAUUUUGACGUUGAAAUCUUUGUUCUCAGUCUUGUCGCUAAUAUUCGACUCUAGCCUUUUCCAGGCGUUCAAGUAGCGGGGACGGCGCAAUGAAAAGUGAGCCCAUUUCGCGCCACUCUCCGCUUUAUACCUGGAAAAGGGAAGUUCAAUCCGUGAAGGGCAUAUGUCACUGAAACGACCUGUGAAAAUGCUUCUAAACUGUACUGGUUGCAUAGAAGGUGAAAUUUGAAUGCACCGUAAUUUUUAGGGAGUUAUUAUAACUCCAAAAAUGGAGUAAAAAUUUUAGGUACAGGAUAACCCCUUUUUUGGGGUUAUUUUAACUCCUAAUUCAACUCCGAAUUUGGGGUCAUUUUUACUCCUGUAAAAGAGUUCUUUUUACUCCCAGUCUGGAGUUAAAAUUACUCCGAAAUGGGGUUACUUGUACUCCUUCCAUGGGUUGUUUUUACUCUUUUUGGAGUUAAUUUAACUCUGAAAGUGGAGUAAAAAUUUUAGGUACAGGAUAACUCCUUUUUUGGGGUUAUAUUAACUCCUCAAUAUCUGGGGUCACUUUUACUCCUGAAAAAGAGUUCUUUAAACUCCUUUUUGGAGUUAAAGUAACUCCACGAAAAAUAACUCCACUGUAAGGAGUUAAAUUAGCCCCACUAGAGGAGUUAUUAUAACUCCCUGAAAAUAACAGUGUGGAUGUGCUCUCAAACACAAUCACAUUUCGUUUUCUAGUUUUGUCAGUCAAUUGAUCGCUUGCAACCUCUUUGAUUUUUUUAGUUACCAUUUUUUUAAUUGAGAGGCCGUUUUACCGGUUUCAAGUGUAGAGGCUAGUUCGGAAAAUAACAAAAUCAUUGUUCAAGAAUAUGCUUCUAUGAAAAAGACAAGGCAUCAAUGUUCGGAUGAUGAUUAACACCGAUUCAAAAGAAGUUAGUAGGAUUAUGUUGUUUUGUUUAUGUCGGAUUUCUUCAAAGUAUGCAAAGCAAUUUUGCUUUUGUAAAGGAAAAGUGGGAGUAGCCUGAACUGGCAUGAUUUUUGUUAACAAUGAUCACAAUACAAUCACAGGGCGCCCAAGCAAUGUGUGUGUAAGCGAUUGCAAUAUUUUUACAGUAAAUGUACUGGAUUUACAAUUUGCUUCACCUACAGCGAUAUAUCGCUAAGUAUGUAUAUAAAUCAAAGUUAAAAAAACGUUGAAUUACCUUGCCUAUGG